AUGGCUGUCAAGAGCCUCCUCGCGUUUCUGGCCCUGGCCACGACGGCCCAUUCCAAGUGGAUCGUCCCCGGUGCCCGCUGGUACGACACUGAGGGUAACAUCUUCAAUGCUCACGCCGGCGGUCUGGCCAUUGAUCGUGACACCGGGAGGUUCUUCUGGUUCGGAGAGCACAAGACCAAGGAGGACCCCGAGGGCGGUGGUGUCUCCGUGUACAGCUCCGACGAUCUUGCAACCUGGACGUCCCAUGGCCUUGCCUUGACCCCCGAGGACGGUCACGAGUUCAUAUCCCCAGAGAGCAUCAUCCAACGACCCAAGGUCCAGUACAGCGAUGUCGACCAAAAGUACCACAUGUGGUGGCACGCCGACGACAGCAAGUACAGCCUCCUCCUGCAGGGUCACGCUACCUCGGACAACAUCUCCGGGCCGUACGUGUUCGACAAGGCCGUCGCACCUCUGGGCAACUGGUCACAGGACUUUGGGCUCUUUACCGACUACAAGGAUGGCCGGUCAUAUGCCCUCUACUCCAACGGGGACUCGGUCCAGGGCCGCGACAACUACCUCACCAGGUUCAACGAGGCGCUCACCGACCUCGAGGACGUCGUCUACACCUGGCCCAAGUUCGACCUCGAGGCCCCGACCAUCAUCCAGACUGAGAGGAGCUACUAUGCCCUCAUGAGCCACAAGACCGGUUACCGGCCCAACAAUGUCGUCGCUUUCCGAGCUGACAGCUUGGAGGGCCCGUGGUCGCAGCCGUUCUUCGUCUCUCCCGCCUACACUCGAACUUUCUCGACCCAAUCGGGCUUCUCAUGGCGGAUCAACGGCACUAAACAGACAACCUAUCUCUACAUGGCGGAUCAAUGGGACGGAAACUCGAUUUGGGAAAGCCGCAAUGUGUGGUUGCCAAUGGACAUCGACGACGACAAAGGCAAACUUGAAGUCAAGUGGCACGACAUCUAUGACCUUGACGUCAAAACCGGCGAGUGGGAACCUGUCGAGGGCAAAGAGUACCCAGCUGCAGAGGCCAAGACGAUUGGCGGUGCGUACUUGCAAGAAGCUAACUUUGCAACCUUGAGCAAAAUCGCAACAGGGAUUUAUGGAAAUGACAGUAAGAUCACCUUCGAGGUUGACGGCCAAGGAGAUGACCAAUGGGUCUCGUUCUACCAUCAAAGUAAGCAACUUCUCCUCAUCAUCUCAGAACGGCCAACUCACAGGACAUGUCCAGAUAUCGACGACAUGGGUUUCGGAGAUCAGCCCAUGGGAGCGCCCGACCGCAUCAACGGCACAUGGCAGCUCCGCCGGGUCAGCAGCGUCGUUGUCAACGACAACGAAGACCAAGUACACACGCUGUAUCAAAAGGACACGCACAAGGGAAUCAUCCUUUCCACCGCCCUCAAGCUUCCCCUGAACAAAGGCAAGAACACAAUCACCGUCGGCGGACUCAGCAACGGGGUGAACAUCAAGGGUGCCGACCUCGAUAAGAUUGUCGUCUACCCCCCUGAGCCGCGACAGCCACCAAAGUGCUAG
Clonostachys byssicola is the source of this 1524-nucleotide messenger RNA. Lineage: Eukaryota; Fungi; Ascomycota; Sordariomycetes; Hypocreales; Bionectriaceae. The record is from the annotation of a GenBank genome assembly.